Apis cerana (Asiatic honeybee) is the source of this 3828-nucleotide messenger RNA. It is a transcript of the gene Ube4A, whose product is annotated as Ubiquitination factor E4A. NCBI's taxonomy places the organism in Eukaryota, Metazoa, Arthropoda, Insecta, Hymenoptera, Apidae. Gene Ontology annotation, biological process: ERAD pathway; protein polyubiquitination; ubiquitin-dependent protein catabolic process. Gene Ontology annotation, molecular function: ubiquitin-ubiquitin ligase activity. The record is from RefSeq and is a predicted model, not a curated record. Gene Ontology annotation, cellular component: nucleus; cytoplasm; ubiquitin ligase complex.
UUUAUUUUAUAAUUCGAUAAUAAAAAUAACGAUAGAAAUGAUAACUCAUAGAAAUUCAUAGAAAUUCAAUUUAUCUAUCACUUUUGCGCAUGCGUAUAUAUGCACGUUGUGUGACGGAACGAAUAGGAUAGUGUAUUAAUUAUGUUUACUACAAUUGUGAUUGAGUUUUAAGAAAAAACCAUGUGCGAUAAUGUAAAUAACAAUCCAUUUGCUGGAUUGUUUUCAACUAUCAACGAUGCCGUAUCAUUCUCGUCUCAGAAUCAGACUAAUAUCAACGAAAAUAAUAAAGUUAAUCAUGUUGCACAACUAGAGAAUAAAAACAUUGACAAUAUUACGGGAACCAUAAAUUUUCAAGAUUCCAAAGAUUCUAAAAUCAAUAAUCAGGUUAACUGCCUUCUUGGUGAUAUACUUGGUAUAACAUUACAUAGAAUUGAAGCAAAUGAACAUCAAAAAUGUAGAUUGAUUUUCGUUAAUGUUGAUUCAAUCGAACAAGCAGUUUUUGAACGAUUAAUGUUAUCUGAUUUAGAAUCCAAAUUAGUACCCAUUGAAAAUUCUCUUUUUACUGAUUCUCAUACAAUAGAAAAACAAGUAAUACCUUAUUUGUUUGAAAGUUAUUGUCGAUUACAAAAAUAUCAAAAUAAAUCAGAAUUUUCUAAUAUUCUUUGUAAAAUAAAUCAAGUUAUAUUGCAAAAUACAAGUGUUGCAUUACAGGAACCAGAAUUAUUUGAAGAACAAAAAAUUCACAAUCAAUUUAUUGCAUUAUGUAUGAAUGGAACUGAACUCAAAUCAGAAUUUUUAUCAUUUAUUAAUGGUAUUAUAUUGGAGUUACAAACUGAAAAUGAGAAAAAUGCUACAGAUGCAAUAGCUGUAUCUUUUAAUCCUAUUCUUGAUAUAAUUUAUAAAGAGGCAGCACAAAGUAAUCUUGUUCUUUUUCGUCAAUAUUGGUUUACUAUAUUAAAUCUUUUUUCUUCAAUAGAACCUUUAGCUAAAUUACUAAUUAAUCAUAGUACUCCUAAAAGUAAUCAAGGUCGAGCAUAUGCAGAUACAUUAUUAGGUGCACUUUUUAAUUUAAGUUGUUUACCAAAAACAAUAGAAGAACCAUUUUACUUUUUUGAAAAACCAUUGCAAUUGACUUCAGCUACUAUUGAGGGAAAUAUUUGGACAGUCUUAGAUGCAUUAAAUGAAUCAUUACAAAAAGUUUUUCACUUAUUAUUAAAGUGUUCAUCAGAAGUUCGUCAUUUAACUUUACAAUGGAUAGGCAAUUGUCUUCAUUCUAAUGCAAAUAGGGGGAAAAUUUGGAAUGCUCAAAAUGAUGUGAAUUUUAGCUCAAUGUUAUGUGUCUCUGAUGGUUUUAUGUUAAAUUUAGGAAAUGUGCUAUUGCGUCUUUGUCAACCAUUUUGCAUUAAACAAAAUGAUUCCAAAGUGCCUAAAAUUGAUCCAACAUAUUGCGCUGCAGAUGAUGAAUGUAUAAAUUCAAUUAUACAUUUAAAAGGAAUGACCUCAGAAACUUGUUUGAUACCAACAUCAGAAGGUGGUGCUAGACCAGUGGCAAAGACAUUUGGAUUUACUACAGAAUGCUUCUUUUUAACUCAUAGAGCAUUAGAUCUUGGAUAUAGAGUAGUAUUAGAUAAACUUUUAAGAGCAAAUCAAGAUUUGCUAAGAAUACAAAGAGUAUAUCAGGAUGCUCAGAAUGGUGGAAGAUCAGAAGUAUUUGAAAUGAUAACUCAACGUAUGGAAGAAGAAAUGACCAAAUAUUUAUCUCUGAGAGCAAGUAUUUUAUUACCAGAAAUGUUAAAACUUCUAGCAAAAUUUCAUGCAACAACAGCAUUUUGGUUAGUACAAGUAUAUUUGAAUGAAAUUGGAGAAAAUGAACAAAAUGAUUACAUUCCAAAAGAAUGUAAAGUGGUAACGUUUCCUUUACCAGAAACUGUUCCAGAUACUUUGAGAUGCAUUCCUGAAUUCGUAAUAGAAAAUACUAUUCGAUUUUUGUAUUUAUUACGCCGUUUAAAUCCAAAUAUUUUUGAAGAACAAGGAUCGGCUUUUCUUACACCUGUGCUUUCAGAGAUAAUAGUAUUAAUGGAAUCUCAACAACGUUUAUAUAAUCCUCAUUUACGUGCUCGUCUGGCAGAAGCUUUAGAGGCUCUUUUACCUACAACCGAUGAAACUAUGAGCCCUGUAACACCAAUUAUAGGGACAUUCCAUAGAGAACAAUUAUUUAUUACACAUCCAUAUAGACAAUAUAUUGUUCCAAAUUUACUUAAAGUAUUUGUAAGCAUUGAAAUGACUGGACAAAGCGUACAAUUUGAACAAAAAUUUAAUUAUCGACGACCAAUGUAUAUUGUUAUGGAAUAUUUAUGGAAACUGCCAGAACAUCGUAAUAAUUUUAUUUCUUUAGCUGAAGAAGCAGAAACCAAUAUGGAAGCAGCUCAACCUCCAUUAUUUUUGCGUUUUAUAAAUCUUUUGAUGAAUGAUGCAGUUUUUUUAUUAGAUGAAGCACUUUCAACCAUGGCUCAAUUAAAACAGUUAAUUCAAGCGAGGGAAAGUGGAGAAUGGAAUAAACUACCACAACAUGAACGUGAUCAACAGGCUCAUUAUCUUUUACAUCUUGGAAUGAUAGCUCGAUUUGAUAAUAUAUUAGGUAGAAAAACUAUAUAUACAUUAAAAAUGUUAACUACAGAAAUAAAAUCCAUCUUUUGUCAUCCAACAAUGGUGGAUCGUAUUGCUUCAAUGCUUAAUUAUUUAUUGCUUCAAUUGGUUGGACCAAACAAAAAAAAUCUUAAGGUCAAUGGUCAAAAAGAAUAUGCUUUCAAUCCAGCAAAUUUAGUAUUAAAUAUAUGCGAAAUUUAUAUAAAUCUUAGUCAAAAUGAAUCUUUUACGCUUGCUGUUUCGCAAGAUGGUCGUUCAUACAGUUCAGAACUUUUCAAAUUAGCUGACAAUGUUCUUGUUCGUAUCGGUGGCGUAGGUAUAUUAGGCGAUUUAGAUCAAUUUGCAAAAAAUGUAGAAGCAGCUGCAAGUCAUAAAAAAGAAGAAGAUGAAAUUUUAAUUGAUGCUCCUGAUGAAUUUCUUGAUCCAAUUAUGUCUACAUUAAUGACAGAUCCUGUCAUUCUUCCAUCAUCAAAGAUAACUAUAGAUCGCCAAACUAUCGCAAGGUUAGAAUUUUUUUGUUUAUUCAAAGCAUUUUUAUAUAAAAUAUGUAUAAUUAUAUUAUUAAUACUAUUUAGGCAUUUAUUAAGUGAUCAAACUGAUCCAUUUAAUCGAUCUCCUCUUACUAUGGAUAUGGUAAAAUCAAAUAUUGAACUUCAACAUAGAGUACAAGAAUGGAUUCAACAAAAAAAGCAAGAAAAAAUGAAAAAUUGCCAUUGAUUAUCAAAGAAUAAAACAGUUGGUAAACUAAAAUAUAUGAUUUAAAAAUAUAUAAUUAUAUUCAAAUUUACUUUUUUAUGAGUUUUUUAAUGAAAACUGGAUUUUUAUGGUUUCAGAUAAUAAAUAUAACAAAAUACGAUCAAUGGUAAAUUCAGAGUUUUACAUUAUUUGUUAAAAUUUCAUUAUUUCAUAAUUUACAGAGUGGUAUAUAUUUUUCUAUACAAAUCCUUAUAGACAUGUACAAAUAUCUAUUAUGUGCUGUAAUUAUCAUCAUUCUAUAAAAAUUCUGAUAUUGCAUUUUGUAGGAAGAAUUCUAUAAUAGUGUAUGUAAUGAUGUAAUCGUACAAAAAAAUGUUGUUAUUAUUGUAUAAUAAGUGUAAAAAGUAUUCGUUAUAAAAAUUCUUAUGCAUAACUUAAAUGAAGUAAGUGUUAUAAAUGAAUUAAUAAAGUUAAUUUCUACCAUAA